Messenger RNA from Xiphias gladius (swordfish), 3511 nucleotides. It is a transcript of the gene gpr61, whose product is annotated as G protein-coupled receptor 61. Gene Ontology annotation, biological process: G protein-coupled receptor signaling pathway. The transcript is spliced from 5 exons. The record is from RefSeq and is a predicted model, not a curated record. Gene Ontology annotation, cellular component: signaling receptor complex; endosome; plasma membrane. Bases 675 to 2096 code for a protein of 473 amino acids. Lineage: Eukaryota; Metazoa; Chordata; Actinopteri; Istiophoriformes; Xiphiidae. Gene Ontology annotation, molecular function: G protein-coupled receptor activity.
AAUCAGUCCACCUGUGAUCAGUGAAACAGGGAAAAAGGAAACUGAGAAUAAUCACUGACCCAACAUGGCUGCGAAACACAUUGAACACUACUACAAAUGGCUGAUCAUAUGAGUGACCGCAGCCUCGCAGCAGCAGCACAGCCUGAUCAUCAAACUGUCCCUGGUACAAAAUCCAUGCAAAUGUCACAAGUGUACAAGACGAAACAGCCUCGUGAGAGGGCUUUUGCCGGAUUGUGCAUCGAGGGAGAUCUUGGCGAGCUAAGCUUAAGGAGACAGAAAAAUAGAGAAAUGCUGAUCCUGAGGCUAGAGUGUGUAUUUGCUGUGUGUGUGGGAGAGCGAGCGAAACAGGUCGGCUUUCCCUCAGCAGACUGUGAACCUGCACAGGAGGAAGCAGCCCUCUCCAGACUGAGAUUUUUUUAACUGAAGGUCACAUCGGAGAGAGAAAAAGAGACGCCUUCAUUAAACGUCACUGCAUCUUCACGGAAUCGAGUGAAAGCUCCUGUGAUUGUCUGCAGAGGUCUAGGCUAAAGUCUACUGGGGUCAGGGCCUGUACAGCUCCUGCUGCCAUGACAGUCACCACCGCCUGGGCUUCUCAGUGACACCCUACGACAGGGGAGGAUGGGUGAUGGGCCCGUGAAAUUCAGCGGACUCUCUCCUCCUUAUGCCAUCCUCUCAUGGAGCAUCCUGUCAAACCAAGCCCCUCCUGGAACACUUCUCUCUCUGGCCUCCCCACAUUUCCAGCCUCACUAUAUCCGAAUAUCUCUAACGUGACCCGACCCAUCGCGAGCAUCCAAGGUGGGGUAGAUCUGAACCAGUCCUUGGCACUGUGUGCUAUGCUCAUCAUGGAUGUGCUGGCAGUGGUGGGGAACUUGGCCGUGAUGAUUGUCAUCACCAAAACGCCACAGCUGCACAAAUUUGCCUUCGUGUUCCACCUCUGUCUGGUGGACCUGCUGGCCGCACUGGUGUUGAUGCCUCUGGGGAUGCUGUCAGACCGAAUCUUGGUGGACGAGGGGCUGUGUCGUAGCUACCUCUGCUUGAGUGUGUGUCUGGUGAGUGCUGCCAUCCUCACCAUCUGUGCCAUCAACGUGGAGCGUUAUUACUACAUCGUCCAUCCCAUGCGUCACGAGGUGAAGAUGACGGUGGGGGUGGUGGUGAUAGUAGUGGUAGGAAUCUGGAUUAAAGCCGUUGUCAUGUCAGUGCUGCCUCUCCUUGGAUGGCUGCUCCAGGGGAACCAGGGUCUGGGGACUCCUGUCCUCAUUCCUGGUCAGAGACACUGCUCCCUCCACUGGACAGGAGGCAGGACCACACGCCUGCUUUUCAUGGUCUUCUUUAUAUUUAUUUAUUUUCUGUGCCCCAUGAUGAUCAUUCUGGUGGUCUACUGCAACAUGUUCAAGGUGGCACGAAUAGCAGCCAUGCAGCACGGCCCCCUUCCCACCUGGAUGGACGUGCCGCGACAACGGUCCGAGUCCAUCAGCAGCCACUCCACCAUGGCGGCCAGCCUUGGAGGAACGGGUGCCCGCACCACCCCUCAGAGGACCUUCAGUGGCGGGAAGGCCGCUGUGGUCCUAGUGGCAGUGGGAGGCCAGUUCCUCUGCUGCUGGCUGCCAUAUUUCUCCUUCCAUCUCUACUCGGCUGUGGUGUCUACCUCUCCCGUCUCGCUGGCCCAGCUGGAGGACAUAGUAACGUGGAUUGGCUAUUUCUGCUUCACUUCCAACCCCUUCUUCUACGGCUUCCUGAAUCGGCAGAUUCGCGAGGAGCUGGGCCGCCACCUGGCUUGCCUCUUCAAGCAUGCUGGGCCCAGUGAAGGGGAGCAGCUGCCCAGCCGCGAGGCCUCUAUUGAGGAGAACUUUUUGCAGUUCCUACAGGGCACUGGAUGCAAUCUGGAGCCCUGCAACUCUCACAGCAGAGCCAGCCCAGAGGAGCCAGAGACUGAGGCCCUUCAGGAAUCAGCUGUUCAGCAGAACACGGCAGCUGACUUCCAUAUCCCAGGGCAGAUCCUUGAGGAGACCUCAGAGUUCAUACAGCGGCAACAGCUGAACAAUGAGCUACAUGUAUCAGAGAAGGAGAACUGCUGCAAAACUGUACCAGAGCUGUAGCUGCAUCUCAUGUACUGUCUCGUUUGCCAUCCAAUAAUUCAAGAAAUAUACUUAGUUUUAUCCAUAUUUUCUAAAAUUUUUUUUGAAUGAAUACAUCUUUGUUCAUGCUACAACAGUGCUUUUAAGCUAAAAAUCCAGUGAACUGCAAAACAUUGUAUCUUCUUUAAAGAAUUUAAUUUAUAGCUUAAUUUAAGGUGUAGGUUUUUGGAGAAGGACAGAGCAGAAUAUAUUGUGUGCAUCAUCUCAUUCAUAUCCCAAAUGGUCAUAAAGCUGGAGCAUUACAUGUUUUGAGAGCCAUACAGUGUCAGGCUGUUUUCUUUGUAAGGUCAGCAGAUGGACACUAAACCGUUGUUGUGUUAACCACUGUUCAGUGAAGUGACAAAUAUCUCGUAGACAUAAAGAAGUGCUGAAACUCUGAGAGAGCAAAGCUUCAGUGGGAACACAGUUUUCACAGUUUAUGUGAAACUAUCAGAGCCAUUAAAAGGAAAUUUUAGCAUGAGAGAGAAAAGUGUUGAAGCAAACGUUCAGUGAAAUGUCCACUUUAGUUGUGAUUUUCCUCCUCCAUUGAUUCACUCAAUCACUUCUCAUUAAAAUUCGGGUUCUUCAUCACACGCAAGGCAAUAAUGUACACUAUACAAUUUGUCAUGACACAUCAUCGCCACUUCGUCAAACAUACCGUAAUACUUUCUGCAUUUUCCUCCUGUGGAUUCAGGUUUUUUUUUUAUCUUCCAUUCAACUAAAGUGCUAAGUUUGCCCUCAUUUUCAUGUUUUAAUACUUAGGUAAGCCCCUUGACAAUCACUUCAUCUUGAUACAACAGGUUCUCUUUGACCAAACAGAUGUGUUAUUACUGAUUUAACCUACGAUCUAAUCAUAAAAACCAUCCUGCCGCCCCUCUACUUAGGCCCUAGUUCACCUCCAACUAAGUGUUAUUUUAUAGAACAAUCUGCUGGAAGAAAGAACAUAAGGAAAUGAAGAGGCGGUAUUAGUAAAGGAUGUCAUUAUUGUAGCUAUCGUUGCCAGUUUGUUUAUGAGUUUGUUUGUUAAUAAGGAAAAGAUCUGUUUUCAUCAUUCAUUCAAUCCUAAUACUACCAAGGAUUUAAUGCAAAAAAUAUUGUUGUUUUCCUCAGUAUGAAGGAGUGAAUUCAGAGCCAUUAAAAAAAAAAAAGUCUCUCCAUUUGAAAUAUUCAUUGUGUUGAACAGGAUCGUUUCACAGCUGGUGCUGCUGGUGGUAUUUAUAAUAAACAGGCUGACACACCAGCGUAUUUUUAACCAUUUUCCAGGAACAUUAUUAUCAUGUUUAUCUGUUCUUAGUCUUGUGAUUAUCACCUCCUCACCAAAAUCCUCUCACAUUGCUCGACUCGUGAUUUCACCGCCUUCCACUCAAAGACAAACAUUGUGAAUGGUAUAAUUUGUA